This is a messenger RNA of Culex pipiens pallens (northern house mosquito), 1107 nucleotides long. RefSeq names its product aurora kinase B-like. Gene Ontology annotation, biological process: protein phosphorylation; regulation of cytokinesis; mitotic spindle organization. Gene Ontology annotation, cellular component: chromosome passenger complex; spindle midzone; spindle pole centrosome. The record is from RefSeq and is a predicted model, not a curated record. The transcript has 2 exons. Gene Ontology annotation, molecular function: ATP binding; protein kinase activity. The coding region runs from base 82 to 1014 and encodes 310 amino acids. Lineage: Eukaryota; Metazoa; Arthropoda; Insecta; Diptera; Culicidae.
UCCGUUUGCAAACCGCUCUUUUUUCAAAAGCAAAAAUCAAAAACAAGCAGUUUAGUUCGUUUCGUGUCGAUUGUGUGGAAAAUGGAGACCGUGACGCGCCCGUACACGAUGGACGAUCUGCCCCAGCUGAUCGAGGGCGUCAGCUCGGAGAACGUGGUCGGCGUGACGCAGUACAUCGUCAACAUGAUGUCGCAUCCGGCGUACGGACGGCAGUACCGGUGGUCCAAGGACAACUUUGAGCUGGGCUGCCCGCUCGGGCGGGGCAAGUUUGGCCGGGUGUAUCUGGCCCGCGAGCGGCACACCAAGUUUAUGGUCGCGAUGAAGGUCAUGUUCAAGUCGGAGCUGGUCAAGGGCCGCGUCGAGAAGCAGAUGCUGCGCGAGGUCGAGAUCCAGUCGCGGUUGAAACACCCCCACAUCCUCCGUCUGUACACCUGGUUCCAGGACGACCGGCGUAUCUACCUGGCGCUGGAACUGGCCUCGCAGGGCGAACUGUACAAACACCUGAAAGCCUCCCCGAACGGGCGCUUCAACGAACAACGGUCGGCCAAGUACACGUACCAGGUGGCGGACGCCCUGAACUACUGCCACGCCAACAACGUCAUCCAUCGGGAUCUGAAGCCGGAGAACAUUCUGCUCACCGACGACGACAACGUCAAGCUGGCCGACUUUGGCUGGUCUGCGCACACCAACUCGAACCGCCGCAAGACCAUGUGCGGAACCCUGGACUACUUGCCCCCAGAGAUGGUCGACGGAAAGAUUUACGACGAUUCCGUGGACCAGUGGUGUCUGGGCAUUCUGUGCUACGAGUUCCUGGUCGGAUUCCCACCGUUCGAGUCGGAGACGACCGAGGCCACCUACGACAAGAUUCGCCGGCUCGAGGUUGACUAUCCGCGCUUCAUGAGCUCCGGCGCGAAGGACUUGAUCUCGAAGCUGCUGCGGAGCAGCUCCGGAGCGCGAAUCACCCUCGUGGACGUGAUGAAGCACUUCUGGAUCAAGGACAGCAUGGGCAAAUGAGCGUCUGCUGCUGAAGCAUUUUGUCGUUAGUCACUCAUUUUAUUCACAUGUAAUUUAAAAAAAAACACACAAAUAAAUGUACCAUUUAGUAUU